Messenger RNA from Trichechus manatus latirostris (Florida manatee), 729 nucleotides. RefSeq names its product chromosome unknown C5orf47 homolog (gene CUNH5orf47). The record is from RefSeq and is a predicted model, not a curated record. Bases 1 to 729 code for a protein of 242 amino acids. NCBI's taxonomy places the organism in Eukaryota, Metazoa, Chordata, Mammalia, Sirenia, Trichechidae. The transcript is spliced from 4 exons.
AUGACCUGGCCUCCGGGCCUUCCUCACUUGCCCACCUCCUCACCCCCUCCCGCGCAGCAGUCCGAUGCCCGCCCGCACCCCCCUCCCCUCGCCCCAUGGCCCGCCGCUUGGGGCCCCUCCCCCACCCGCGUUCCCGUCGCGCUCAGCUGGGACCAGAGGGCACGCAGACGCCGGCUGGGAGUAAAGGCUGCGAUGGCGGCAGAACGAGAGCAGAAGCUGGACCUGGCCCGCUUCGUCUAUGUGACCCGCUUCGGCUCGCACCAGUGUGGCGGCGUCCUGCAGUUGGGCGGCCGCUGGGCGCGUGGCCGUCGGUGCCUUGGGCUCAGGGCCGGCUGCAGCCAGGAGGAGCCACGGGAGGCGCAAGCGGGGACCCUGAGCGGAGGGGAGCUACGCCCAGUCCCGGAGCUGCCCCCCGGCGCCCGUCCCUGGGCUCCCGCGGCCGCCGCCGCCGCCGCCUCGGCCUCCCCGCAGCUGAGGGCGUCGAAGGUGCAGAGCGGCCCCAGGCGGGCGGCGCGUGCAGGUUUAACCCAGAAGAAUAUAGCUAAAAAAUAUGAUUUUCCCAUACCUUUGAGUGAAGCAUCCAAAAUAAUGAAGAAGAAAAAGAAAGAGGUUUCAGUAUGGAAAGGAGUAUACAAAGUCAUUUCUAGAAUGCUUGAAGAAAAUGAAAAAUAUAGACUCAGACUGAAUUCCCAACGAUUAUCUAGUGAAAACUCAAAUUACACAAGAUGA